UUUUGAGACAAGGAAUUCUUUAACUGUAGUAUUCUAAAUUUUCCACCGAUAUUAUGUCGUGUACAAGAGUAUUUGUGAGGGCAUCUAGGGGAUACUCUACAUCGGUGCAAACUUCAGCCAUAUCUAAGUUUCCCGAAGGAUCGACUAUUUACUCCCUAAUUCAACCAACUGGAAGAAUUCAUCUUGGAAAUUAUUUAGGGGCCAUUAGAAAUUGGCGUGAUAUUUCAAGUAUUGAAUCAAGGGAUACAAAGUAUAUAUUUGGUAUUGCUGAUCUCCAUGCCCUCACAUUACCCCAGGAUCCAGUAAUUUUAAAGAAGAAUAGAUAUGAAGCUAUUGCUAGUAUUUUAGCCGCAGGAAUAGACCCUGAAAAAUGUAUAUUGUAUCAUCAAUCAUCAGUUCCUGAACAUGCAGAACUUAAUUGGAUCCUUACUUGUAUCACCAGUAUGGGAUAUUUAAAUCGUAUGACUCAAUGGAAACUGAAGGCCAAGACUGGUGAUGAUAGUUCUGUAUAUCAAGAUGAAGUAUUGGCCAAUGUUAAGGCUGGAUUGUUAUGUUACCCAAUACUUCAAACUGCAGACAUUCUUCUUUAUAAAUCUACUCAUGUUCCAGUUGGAGAUGAUCAAUCACAACAUUUAGAACUUUGUAGACAUACUGCUUCCAAUUUCAAUCAUGCAUUCAAAACUAAUUUUUUCCCUCAACCUAAAACUUUACUUACUCCAACAAAGAAAGUGCUAUCAUUGCGUAAUCCUGCCAAAAAAAUGUCUAAAUCUGAUAUUGAUCAAAACUCAUGUAUAUACGUCAAUGAUUCGUUUGAAAUCACAUCGAAAAAAAUUAGAAAGGCGACCACUGAUUCAAUUCAGGGGAAAAUCACCUAUGAUCCAAUUGAAAGACCAGGUGUUUCCAAUUUAUUAACCAUUAUAUCUGGAUUAACUAGAAAACCAAUGGAAACCACUGUGGAUGAACUUCUGUGGAUUACAAACCAUAAGGAAUUAAAGGAUUACGUAAGUGAAUUACUUGAAGCUGAAUUUAAAGAUACAAGACAACUCUUUGAUGAAUUAACUAAAAACACUGAGUACUUGGAUAAAAUAUGCAAAAAUGGUAAUGAUAGAGCAAGAUCAAUUGCAUCUACAAAUAUGAAAGAAAUUAAGAAAUUAACUGGCUUAGAUUAGAAUUAUUAGAAUAUAAAUAUGAAUUAAUAAAUAUGCGUAAUAGAA
This is a messenger RNA of [Candida] anglica, 1214 nucleotides long. The record is from the annotation of a GenBank genome assembly. NCBI's taxonomy places the organism in Eukaryota, Fungi, Ascomycota, Pichiomycetes, Serinales, Debaryomycetaceae.